Messenger RNA from Notolabrus celidotus (New Zealand spotty), 2852 nucleotides. RefSeq names its product BRO1 domain and CAAX motif containing (gene brox). Bases 152 to 1384 code for a protein of 410 amino acids. The record is from RefSeq and is a predicted model, not a curated record. NCBI's taxonomy places the organism in Eukaryota, Metazoa, Chordata, Actinopteri, Labriformes, Labridae. The transcript is spliced from 13 exons.
GUCACAUGACUGAACCCUGAGCUCCUAUUGGUCAGUUUCUGCUCCGUUGUUUAUUUCCGGAAGCAAUUCGUUUCGGUGUCCGUUUCUGUAAGGACUAUUUAGUCACCAUCUACAGCGUCCAAACGACAGGUGUGUCCUCCUCACACCCAGGAUGGCACAUUGGUUUCACAGAAAUCCCCUGAAGGCUACAGCUCCUGUGUCCUUUAAUUUCUAUGGAGUAGCAGGAAGUCCAUCUGCCAACAAGAUCUGCAAUGACCUGAGGACAACCAGGGCAAGGCUGCUGGAAAUGUUUACUGAUGUCACCUGCAACUCAGAAACAAUGAAAAAUGCCACAGAUACAUACUUCUCUCUCCUUCAAGGAUUUAUCUCGUCCUUGGAUGGAACAACACAGGAAAACAAGAUGAGAUUCAUCCAGAACUUCAAAUGGACUGACACCUUACAAGGAAACACACCAAGUGCCCAGCAAGAUGCAGUCUUUGAACUGGUCUCCAUGGCCUUCAAUGUAGCCGUGUGGUACACCAAGUUUGCCUCAAGACUAGCCGGAAAAGAAAAUGUCAGUGAGGCUGAAGCGAAAGAUGUUCAUCGGAGCCUUAAAGUUGCUGCUGGUAUAUUCAAAAAUCUCAAGGAGGUCCACAUCCCUCGUCUCAUCACCCCAGCUGAAAAGGGUCGAGACCUGGAACCCAGAGUGAUUGAUGCGUACAUCAUCCAGUGUCAAGCAGAGGCACAAGAAGUGACCAUUGCGAGGGCUAUUGAACUGAAGCACAAUGCCACACUCAUCGCAGCGCUGUCGUUCGAGACUGCAAACUUCUAUCAGAAAGCUGACCACACACUGAACACCUUGGAGCCAGAGUGCAGUAGCAAAUGGAGGAAAUAUCUUCAGCUGAAGCAGCACUUUUACAUGGCUUAUGCAUACUGCUAUCAUGGACAGACUCUGCUGGCGAGUGACAAAUGUGGUGAAGCGAUACGAUCCCUCCAGGAGGCAGAAAAGUGUUACUCCCAUGCUGAGGCACUUUGCAAAGAGUAUCGUCAGACAAAAGGCCCGGGCACCACAGCUAAACCAUCAGAGCAGCUGUUCUUUCUCAAACUGGGUGGCCUCAUUAAGAACACUCUGGAGAAAUGCCAGAGAGAAAAUGGCUUUAUAUACUUCCACAAGGUCCCUGCAGAGGCCCCUCAGCUCGAGUUGAAAGCGAGUUAUGGCCUGGCUGAGCCCGUCUCCUUUGAGCUCCCGCCCCUCAGCGAGCAGUGCACUCCUGAAGUCUACGCUACUUUUGAUCUGACCAAGGGCGCCAAAAACGACAAAGCCAAAGCAAAGGAGGAGGAGGUGAAACCCAUGAAGGAGCCAGAUUUAAAGCCUCAGAAGGACACGGGCUGUGUUGUGUCCUAAGAUCCCCAUGGAGUCCUCUUUCAGCCUUACGCCGCAACAACAUCUAUUGGAAUGAUGGCAUCCAUAUUUUGUUUCAUGUACACUCCUUUUUUUUGUAAUGUUAAUCCUUGCUGUUUUACAUUUAUGCUGAAAUGUCUGUAUAGUACAAAGGUAUUACAACAAUUAUCCUUGCAUCUAAACCCAUCCCGCCACAUUAUCUCAACGGCUUUUCAUAAAGUUAAACUGUUUUAGAGAUGGAAAGAUCUUCUAUAUACAUGUAUAUGAAUGAAUUACUUUCAAUAAGGCCAUUUAAUUAGAGAGAUUAUUAAUGAACUUUAUGGAGAGUAGUUUCCUUAAGGUGCAUUUGUCAGUGUUUCAAACCUGGAAACUAUUAUCUCUUAACCAGAUUAUAGGUGAUUGAAAUAAUGUCAACACAUUUCCCUGAAAUAUUAUUUAUUCCAAAAAACAGAUGCAGUACCACAUCUGAAAUGAUUAUAAAAUGAUUGUUUUUAUUUGAUUUCUGACACUUCAGAGACUAGGAUGCAAACAUCAAGGAUGGAAACAUGUUGAAAACAUACUUUUGGAUGAUAAAACUGGAACCACACACCGGGUCAGAUCAAAGUUAUCGGACGGUUUUAAUCGAUUCAACAGUAGACAAACAAAAUACAGAGAUGGGAUGUUUUAUUGCUGGUACAGCUGAGGUGUCAACUGUAGCAGUUUACUAUCAACAGCUGAUUUAUAAAACAUGAUGUUUUCAGCUGUAGUUCUUUUUGUACAUCUCUAAUGUAUAUAUAUUUUUUCAGUAAUACACUUCAUUUAAGAAAACACAUCAGUAGAUAAGGCUGAAUCAUUUGUUUUUAUUUCAAAGGAUUCUGUGAUAUAUAUUCCCGACAGUAGUUGUUAUUCAUUUAUUUCUAUCAAUUUUCAUGCUGUAGUCGAAAGCUAAAUACACUAAGAUUGUAAACAAUUCUUUGUAACUCAAGUCACUUCGGAGUUCUGUAUUCAAUACAUGAUGUACUUACUCAACAUACACCGAGUGUUAUGCUCUUCUUGAGGACCGUUCUUGGGGAAUGAGCACAAUCAGACUCUGGGGGUUGGAAGCUAAUCAAUUGUUAUGCUGCUGAAAAGCGGCUCCAACUAUUUACAGAUUUUACUUAAAGAUAUUUCUUAUAUUGUCAAAAUCCUGCUCUCUGAAAAAAAAGUCAUGUUCGGUAGCAUGACUAUCAAUCGCUGAAAACUGUGUCAACUGUCAUACUGCUCACCUGUACUUGUAUAUGCGCCUACAUGUGUAUUAAGCUUACCUGGGCCAACUAAUGAACAGUAGGAGAACGUACAUUUCUCACUAAAUAUAUCAUAGAACAUUUGGGAUAUACUCUUUUUGUUCACUUGUGCAAGAAAUUAAAUGGGUUUAUAAUUGGAAAAUGUUGUACAAGUUGUUAAACCAUUGUUCAUUUUGCCUCAGAGAGCAAAUUAAACAUUGCAGAAGAUA